Messenger RNA from Thlaspi arvense, 2007 nucleotides. NCBI's taxonomy places the organism in Eukaryota, Viridiplantae, Streptophyta, Magnoliopsida, Brassicales, Brassicaceae. The record is from the annotation of a GenBank genome assembly.
CACAUGAUUUGUUGCCACACCGCACCAUGAUUAAAGUUAUAUAAAGAGAUACCAGGACAGAAUCAAAGUGAAAGAAAGUCCCAAAAACAAAAAACCAAAUUAAAAAAACACAAACCCAUUCGUGUGCGUGCUUCUAAGUUUAAACAUUAAUGGACAUUUCCUCAUCACUUUUGCUCUUCUCCACCUUCAUCUUUGUCAUCAUCAUCAUCUUCAACAAGAUCAACAGUCUCAGAUCAUCCUCAGCUUCAAAGACGAAGGUUAUUGAUCAUGUUAUUACUCACAGUUACGGACCAAUGUUUCCACAAGGAAGCUUGGGAUGGCCUGUCCUCGGAGAAACCAUCGAGUUCAUCUCUUCUGCUUACUCAGACCAUCCCGAGAGUUUCAUGGACAAGCGUCGACUUAUGUAUGGGAGAGUGUUUAAGUCGCAUAUAUUUGGAACGGCUACGAUCGUGUCGACGGACGCUGAAGUGAACAAAGCCGUUUUACAGAGCGACUCGACGGCGUUCGUGCCGUUCUACCCGAAAACGGUGAGGGAGCUAAUGGGGAAAUCGUCUAUACUUCUCAUAAACGGGAGUUUACACAGAAGGUUCCAUGGAUUAGUCGGUUCGUUCUUAAAGUCACCACUUCUCAAAGCUCAAAUCGUUGCAUUCAAAGUACUUGCAAAGGCAUUGAUAAGUGUAGAGAAAGGAGAAGAGUUGGAUAAAUUAAAGGAAGAGUUUGAACAAUUCAUCUCAGGACUCAUGUCACUACCAAUUAACUUCCCUGGAACCCAACUUCACAGAUCUCUCCAAGCUAAGAAGAAGAUGGUGAAGCAAGUUGAAAUGAUCAUAGAAGGCAAAAUUAGCAGAGGAAGAAACAAAGAAGAAGACGGCGCUAUGGCAAAAGAUGUUGUGGAUGUGUUGCUUAAGGACUCAAGUGAAUAUUUAACGCACAAUUUGAUUGCUAGCAAUAUGAUUGACAUGAUGAUUCCCGGCCACGACUCUGUUCCUGUCCUCAUCACUCUUGCCGUCAAAUUUCUCUCCGAUUCUCCCACUGCUCUUCAUUUUCUAACGGAAGAAAACAUGGAGCUGAAAAGAUUGAAGGAAUUGACAGGGGAGCCACUAUAUUGGAAUGACUAUUUGUCAUUACCUUUUACGCAAAAGGUCAUUACAGAGACACUGAGAAUGGGAAAUGUUAUAAUUGGAGUAAUGCGAAAAGCAAUGAAAGAUGUUGAAAUAAAAGGAUACGUGAUACCAAAAGGAUGGUGCUUCUUGGCUUAUCUCAGAUCAGUCCAUCUUGAUAAACUUUAUUAUGACUCUCCUUACAAAUUCAAUCCCUGGAGAUGGCAAGAAAGGGACAUGAACACGAGUAGUUUCAGUCCUUUUGGUGGUGGUCAGAGAUUGUGCCCUGGUCUCGAUUUGGCCCGUCUUGAAGCUUCAGUUUUCCUUCACCAUCUUGUCACUCGCUUCAGAUGGACUGCAGAAGAAGAUACAAUUAUAAAUUUUCCUACAGUGCAUAUGAAGAACAAAUUACCCAUUUGGAUCAAAAGAAGAUAAUUGUCUUUGAGAAUCAGUUUUGCAUUAUCAAAAUCUAAAAGGUAAAAGAAGAAGUCACACGAGUGUUUGUGAGGGGAGUGAAUGAAAGUGAUAGUGAGGACAGAAAAGACAACAUGAUGGAGUGUAGAGACAAAAAGGAGUAGUCGCACGUGUGGGAGGCGACAGAACACGUGUCGAUUACUUGUCGUUUUCUGUCGAAAGGCAAAUAAGGACAAAAUCACAAAACCUGAUUAUUUCUUUACUCGACCGUAGAAUUUCGCGUUUUUUAGCUAAGUGUAUACGUAUGAUGUAAUUUAAUACUAUCAGAUAAUAUAGUAGAAUCCUAGUAUAUCCAUGACUCUUGCUUUUCAUAAUAUCCAUUAUAUACUAAGAAAAUCAGUGUAGGAAAAGUUUUAUGAAAAUUUUUCAGUACUAACUAUGAAAUAAAUUUAAGUUUACUAAAACUACUAAGUUAUAUUCUAUGUCAAUAUAU